UGCGGGGCUCGGUAGCCAUAUUUGUAAAGGGCAAGGCGCCGCUGGCAAGCUGGCCACUUAGUCUUUUCACGCGUUGUUUGCCACCCGAAGGGUGUCCUGAGUUAUGGCGGCUGCUGCGCCGCCGACGCCGCACGGGACUGGCUUCCCAGCGGAGGGUCGAUGUGGUUACUAUGUGGAAAAAAAGAAGCGGUUCUGCAGGAUGGAGGCCGCGGCCGGGAGACGGUUUUGUGGCGAACACGCUGGAGCCGCGCAGGAAGAAAAUGCUAGGAAAAGAAUCCUGUGCCCUUUAGAUCCAAAACACACGGUAUAUGAAGAUCAGCUAACACGACAUUUGAAAAAAUGUAACGCAAGAGAGAAGCCAAAGCCUGACUUCUUUAUUGAAGAUAUUAAUGCAGACUUAGAAGAUGAAACAGAAAUACCUGAGCAAUUAGUUCCAAUUUCUUCUCUCUCUGAAGAGCAGCUGGAAAACUUAAUAAAGAAAUUGAGAAAAGCAAGUGAAGGUUUGAACUCUACACUUAAAGAUCAGAUAAUGUCUCAUCCAGCACUAUAUGAUGCCCUUAAUGACCCUAAAAAUGGUGAUUCUGCAACAAAACACCUGAAACAGCAGGCUUCUAUUUUAGGUAACAUUGAAAAAUUAAAUUUACUUGGUCCAAGAAGAUGCUUUGUUGAGUUUGGAGCAGGAAAGGGAAAAUUAUCACACUGGGUUGAUACUGCCUUAAAAGAUGCUGAUAAAGUUCACUUCAUCCUAGUGGAAAAAGUGACCACAAGAUUCAAGGUUGAUGGCAAACACAGGAAAAAAAAUUCAGUGUUUGAAAGACUUCAAAUUGAUAUUCAACACCUAUGUUUGAACAAGGUCCCUCUGCUGAGCAAAGAAAAACUACCUCUGGUAGGAAUUGGAAAACAUUUGUGUGGUAUGGCAACAGAUCUUGCAUUACGAUGUUUGAUUGAAACCUAUGCUGCCAGUUUUGAGGAAAGGAAUGAAGAACCUUUAGCCAAACGCAUAAAGAAUGAUAAAACAGAAAAAGAAAUUAACAAUUUAACCAAUGAAGGAAAUGAAAAAAAUGUCCCAGAGAAGUGGACUCCUGUGGCUGGCAUUGUUAUUGCACUCUGUUGUCACCACAGGUGUGAUUGGAGACACUAUGUGGGCAAAGAGUAUUUCAAGGCUCUAGGCCUUGGAGCAGUAGAAUUCCACUAUUUCCAGCGAAUGAGUAGUUGGGCAACUUGUGGAAUGCGGAAAACAUCUUCAGAAGCCUCAAAUAUUACCACAACUAAAAAAGAUCAUCAGAGUGAUGAUAAUGAAGAGCAUGAUGAUGGGGAUUAUAGGAUCACAGAUGACAACACUAAGAGUUUGCCUGGGUUUCUAACUGUUGAAGAAAAGAAGAAACUAGGACAACUUUGUAAAUUGCUGAUUGACCAAGGCCGAAUUGACUAUUUACAACGGAAGGGAUUCUGUUCCUCUCUGCAGUACUAUAUAGAUCCUGUAGUGUCUUUGGAAAAUGUAUUGCUAACUGCUUUACCAAAUCAUUCUUCAUCACCAGAUAUAACUGUUUAAUCGAAAAGAAAUUUUAAACAUGUCUUCCACCAAAUAUAUGCAUACAUAGGAUAUUUCCUAUUUUAUUUUUAUAAUCAUGAGAAUCUAAUUUUUUUUUACAUCAGAAAUACAAACAUCAGGCAGUUUGCCAAAUUUUCAAAUAAUUCACUUCUGCAGGCCAUCUUGAAUUAUAUUAUCCAUCAGUAUUUAUAGAUGUUGGCAAAGUCGUCAGUUGAUUUGGUUAUCUGAAACACAUAACAUACCAAUACAUAACUAAUAUAGUAAUUUUCUGUUGGCAUUAAUAUUGGAUUCUGUUUUCCUUCCGUUUUACUUAAUACUUUUUAUUUCUCAAGUUCAAGGUAAAGUCAGUUGUCAAUUCAUACAUAACAAGAACCAAUCUAAAACUUGACUUAUUUUCCUCCCCAUACAAAACCGGAAAGGAUUAUUAAGUAUGAUUUUUACUAGUGCAAACAAAUUUACAGAUGUUCAUACUCAAUGUAUUCACCUUCAGAUUUUGAGAGCCAUACCUAUAUUGGCAUAUUAUUAGAACUUGUCCAUGGCAUAUACCGAAAACUAAGUGGAUUUUUGUUAAUUAAAUAUAUAACCAUUUAUUUCUCAUCUUUCUUUAAAUACAAGAUAUAUACACAUGACAGGAAAAGAGAUGAUUCUUAAAUGUUUCUUCAAGUUCAUUGAAUCACAUCCUUGACUACAUAAAAAGACCUUCACUUAGUGGUCAUAUGCGUUUAGAUAGAAUAAUCUCCCCAAGAGGGCAUAGAUUAUCCAGUGUUAAAGUGCAUUACCUCAAGUAAAAAUAUUGAGAAGAAUAGCAUAAAAUACUCUAAUUUCAAAGUCAUAGUUUCACUUUUUAAAUGCAUGACUAUCGAUUCAUUUAGAAGCAAGCAUGUUUCUCAAAUUGAUUCUUUCUAGAUUUAUUUUUUUCAAAUAAAUCACUAUUACUUGCUCUUA
Molecule: messenger RNA, 2497 nt
Organism: Erinaceus europaeus (western European hedgehog)
Lineage: Eukaryota; Metazoa; Chordata; Mammalia; Eulipotyphla; Erinaceidae
Gene: TRMT13
Product: tRNA methyltransferase 13 homolog
Exons: 11
Coding region: 104-1552 (482 amino acids)
Biological process (GO): tRNA methylation
Source: RefSeq, a predicted model, not a curated record